AUGCAAUCCAAUGUCGGUAACUCUCAGGUGUACAACGACGGCGACCAGAGGACGAGCAAAGGUCAGCAGGAUGUCCAGCCCGCCUUCGAAGGGGGCCAGCAGAACUCCCAUAAUGUCCUCGACUCCAAGGACCAGCGCAGCCUAGCAAAUACUCUCGCCGCUGCAGAAAAGCAAGCACAAGACGAGAAGCCAUCACGGGUGUCCGUCGAGGACCAUACCGCUCCAGCUGAGCGUCACGGUAACGAGCCAUCAAGGGGCGCGAAGAUCGACAAGGAGCUGCAUGCGGAGGAGGAAGAGUUGAUGAAGAAGAAGGGCGGUUUCGGUCCUUCCGUAUAG
This is a messenger RNA of Stereum hirsutum FP-91666 SS1, 336 nucleotides long. RefSeq lists its product as uncharacterized. The record is from RefSeq and is a predicted model, not a curated record. The transcript is spliced from 3 exons. The coding region runs from base 1 to 336 and encodes 111 amino acids. Lineage: Eukaryota; Fungi; Basidiomycota; Agaricomycetes; Russulales; Stereaceae.